AUGGAUAUUUCUCUGGAAACUGGCUGGCAUCUUCAGAGGCAAGGUUUAUUUCCUGCCAUUCUAAACCUCGCUAGUAAUGCUCAUAUCAGCACUAAUGCUACAUGUGGAGAAAAAGGCCCUGAAAUGUUUUGUAAACUUGUGGAGCACGUUCCAGGUCGACCCCUACGCAACGCACAGUGUCGAAUUUGUGAUUACAAUAGUGCAAAUUCCAAAGAACAACAUCCUAUAUCAAAUGCUAUAGAUGGUACUAAUAACUGGUGGCAAAGUCCUAGCAUUCAGAAUGGAAGAGAAUAUCAUUGGGUAACAAUAACUCUAGACCUAAGACAGAUCUUUCAAGUUGCUUACAUCAUCAUAAAAGCUGCUAACGCUCCAAGGCCAGGAAACUGGAUUUUGGAACGUUCUGUGAAUGGUAUUGAAUUCAGCCCCUGGCAAUACUAUGCAAUUAGUGAUACCGAGUGUCUAACCAGAUACAAUGUGACACCAAGACUUGGCCCUCCUACGUAUAAGAAAGAUGAUGAAGUGAUAUGCACCUCUUAUUAUUCUAAACUUGUUCCACUUGAACAUGGAGAGAUACACACAUCACUGAUCAAUGGGAGACCUAGUGCUGAUGACCCUUCACCAACAUUACUGGAGUUUACCUCUGCAAGAUAUAUCCGACUCCGAUUGCAGCGGAUAAGAACUCUUAAUGCUGAUCUCAUGACUCUUAGUCACCAUGAUCCUAAAGAUGUUGAUCCUAUUGUUACAAGAAGGUAUUACUAUUCAAUAAAAGACAUCUCUAUUGGAGGUAUGUGCAUUUGCUAUGGCCAUGCUCGAAGUUGUCCUUUGGAUAAAGACACAAAGAAACUACAGUGCCAGUGUGAACACAACACUUGUGGUGAAAGUUGUAAUGAGUGUUGUCCUGGCUACCAUCAGGCACCCUGGAGACCUGGAACUAUUUCUGUUGGCAACAAAUGUGAAAGAUGCAACUGUCACAACAAAACAGAAGAUUGUUAUUAUGACCAGAGAAUAGCAGAUGAAAAAAAAAGUAUAAAUAUUUUUGGUCAAUUCAAAGGAGGUGGAGUAUGUAUAAAUUGUACACAACACACCACAGGAAUAAACUGUGAUAUGUGUAGUGAUGGCUAUUACAGACCACAAAAAGUGUCUCCUUAUGACAACAAUCCUUGCCGUCCCUGUGAAUGUGAUUUAUUUGGAUCUUUUGGCUUUGACUGUGUUAAGGACAAUAAUCAUGCUGACUCCCAAAAAGGUAUUCAGCCUGGUCAAUGUUAUUGCAAGGAAGGGUAUGCUGGAGAAAAAUGUGACCAUUGUGCCUUUGGCUACCAAGGUUAUCCAAAUUGCAUACGCUGUAAUUGUAGCCUCAUUGGCAGCAUCAAUGAUGAUCCAUGUACUAAACCUUGCCUUUGCAAAGAAAACGUAGAAGGACAAAAUUGUGACAGUUGCAAAUCUGGAUUCUAUAAUCUCCAAGAAAGAAACCCUCAGGGUUGCACUGAGUGCUUCUGUUUUGGUGUUUCUGAUGUGUGUGAAAGUCUUCCUUGGUCCACUGCUAAGGUGUCUUCUAUGAUUGGGUGGGAGGUGACAACUCCUUAUACUUCAAAAAUUAUACAACCUCAAGAAGAUAACUUUGAUAAAUCUCAUCAGAUAAGUAUUAACAACACUGAGGUUGCCAAAGUACUAAAGCCUCCUUAUUACUGGUCUGCACCUAAAUCAUACCUUGGAAAUAAGCUCACUGCCUUUGGUGGCUAUUUAAAGUAUACCGUGUCUUACGAUAUUCCCAUGGACAGUACAGAUAGUGACCUGGUAUCUAGUGUCGAUGUUAUUAUCCAGGGCAAUGGACAUAUUCUGUCUACAAGAUCUGAAGGACUCUCUUUACAACCAUAUGAGGAAUAUUCCAGAACAGUGCAUCUUAUCUCUGAAAACUUUGUUGAUUUUAAUACCAAGAAGUCAAUAGAUCGAGACACCCUGAUGACAGUUUUAGUUAAUGUUACCCGUAUUCUACUUAGGGCCAGUUACAACACUGCAGAAAAAUCUGUAUAUAGGUUGGACUCUGUGACUUUGGAUACAGCAAAUGCUAAUCUCAUAGACCUGUCUUCAGCUGUACAUGUAGAAUAUUGUGAAUGUCCACAGGGUUACUCCGGACUAUCUUGUGAAACUUGUGUUCCUGGGUACUAUCGAGUGGAUGCAAUACUUUUUGGAGGGAUUUGCCUGCCGUGUGAUUGCAAUGGUCAUGCAACAGAAUGUGAUAGUCGUGGUAUUUGCAUUGCUUGUGAGCAUAAUACUACAGGGCAAUCUUGUGAGCAGUGUUUGCCAGGAUUCUACGGAAUGCCUUCCAGAGGAACCACAGAGGAUUGCCAGCCAUGUGCCUGUCCACUGAGAAGUGCUACUAACAAUUUCAGUCCUACUUGUCAUUUGGAUAACAGAGGUGAAGUUGUCUGUGAUGAAUGUUCUCCAGGUUAUGCAGGAGCCAGAUGUGAAAGAUGUGCAAAUGGAUAUUAUGGCAAUCCUUUAGUGCCAGAAAAACCAUGCCUUCCUUGUGACUGUAAUGGCAAUGUAAACCCACUGGAAGAUGGCCACUGUCACUCAGUUACAGGGGAAUGUUUGAAAUGUAUUGGAAAUACUGUAGGACGUCACUGUGAGAGGUGUGCUGAUGGCUAUUAUGGGGAUGCAGUGACCAACAAACAUUGUUAUGCUUGUGAAUGUGACAUAAAUGGCUCUGUUUCCAGCAUCUGUCAUCAUGAAACUGGCCUCUGCCAAUGCAAAGCUAAUGUAGUCGGGAAGAGAUGUGAUAAAUGCUUGUUUGGUUAUUAUGGCCUAAGUACUACAGCUAGUUGCCUUCUCUGCCAUUGCAGUAAAAUUGGCUCAGCUGCAGAAGAUUGUAAUGAGGAAGGACAGUGUCGCUGUGCACUAGGAGUGGCUGGAGACAAGUGUGAUCAUUGUGCUCCAGGGUUUUAUGCAUUUCAGGAUGGUGGUUGCAAACCUUGUGAUUGUGCUCAUACUCACAAUACAUGUGAUAAAGAUUCGGGACAAUGCAUUUGUUCUCCUCAUACAACUGGAGAAAAAUGUGAACUUUGUGAAGAAAAUUUCUGGGGUCAUGAUACAGAAAAGGGAUGCAAGGCUUGUAAUUGUAGUCAUUUAGGUUCCCUCAGUCUUCAAUGUGACCAACUGACUUCUCAGUGCCAGUGUAAACAAGGAUACGGAGGAGACAGGUGUGCUGUGUGUGCUUUGGGUUACAGGGACUAUCCUGAUUGUGUUCCUUGUGACUGUGAUGUGCGUGGGAGUAAAGCAGAGAUGUGCAAUCAAGAAAUCUGCAGCUGCGAAGAAGAAACCGGUGUGUGUGUUUGCAAGGAAAAUGUCUUUGGAUUGCACUGCAAUGAAUGCAAAAGCGGGACCUUUGCGCUACAUGCUAUUAAUCCUUUGGGAUGCAUCCCUUGCUUUUGUUCUGGGAUGACAGAAUUCUGUACAGAAGUUGAAGGCUACGCACGAGUUCCGGUAACACUGACUCCAGAACAGGAACUAUUAUCCGUGGUUUCUCUCAGUAACUUUACUGGAACAAGUGAAGGUGUAUUUUCCCAAUUUCCAGACAUCGUAAUAGAUGCGGCAACAGUCCACCAACACUUGAAUGCAGAACCCUUUUACUGGAAAUUACCAGAUCAGUUCCAGGGAAACCAGCUCAUGGCAUAUGGUGGGAAAUUGAAAUAUUCAGUAGCUUUUUAUGCUCUGGAUGGUCUUGGAACUGCAAAUCUUGAACCACAAGUUCUGAUUAAAGGAGGUCACCCUAGGAAACAGGUCAUCUACGUGGAUGUUCCUGCUCCAGAAAAUGGAUUAUGGCAAGAUGAAGAGAUACUAAUGAUGGAGAAUACCUGGAAAUACUUUAAUGCUGUUUCAGAUGAAUCUAUUUCACAUUCUGACUUCAUGUCAGUUCUGAGCCAUAUUGAAUAUAUUCUUAUCAAGGCUUCAUAUGGUCAAGGAUUGCAACAAAGCAGAAUCUCAAAUAUCUCCAUGGAAAUUGCAAUGAAAGCUGAUCACAUGCCCUUGGCCAAAGAACAAGCUCACCACAUUGAAAAAUGCCUGUGUCCUGGAGGUUAUGCAGGACUCUCCUGUCAGGACUGUGCACCAGGAUACUACAGGGAGAAGCAUGGAAAUGCACACCUAAAAGUGUUCCCCUUAGUAGUUUCAUUAUGUAUGCCCUGCCAGUGCAAUAACCACAGCAGUGUUUGUGAUCCAGAAACAGGAAAGUGUUUGGACUGCAGAGAUAAUACAGUUGGUGACCACUGCAGUAUUUGUGCUCCUGGUUAUUAUGGCAAAGUGACAGGAUCCAUCAAUGAUUGUUCACUUUGUGCAUGUCCAAGAAUGAGCCCAGAAAGCUUUAGUCCAACAUGUGUUGCAAAAGGUAUAAAGGACUUCCACUGCAAUGCUUGUGUCACUGGAUAUGAAGGGCAGUACUGUGAAAGAUGUUCUCCAGGUUACUAUGGAGAUCCUAGAGUACCAGGUGGCAAAUGUCAGCAAUGUCAGUGCAGCCCAAAUGGUUCUCUCCAUUACCACUGUGAUCAUACUUCUGGGCAAUGUGUUUGUAAGCAAGGUGUAACAGGACAGUUGUGUGAUCAAUGUGAUUCAAGGCACAUUCUUGUGGAGAAUGAGUGUAUUUCUUGUGAUGAUGACUGUACAGGGCGAUUGUUGAAUGAUCUGGAUAAUUUUGGCAAAGCUAUGCUUUUGGUAAACUUCACUGGUGCUAUCUUGGCACCUUACGGAGCACUUUCAGACUUGGAAAAUGCCACAAAAUAUUUAAAGGAAUCUUUGAGGGCUGAAGAAAGUCCAAACUCUUUAAUGAAAAUUAUGAAUGGCAAUCUUGAUACGAUAUCCAAUGUUUCAGAUCAGUUCUACAAAGAGAGGAUUUAUAUCACUUUGUGUAUGUCUUCUAUAUUUAUUAGAGGUGCAGAAAAAUUGCUGACACGAAUCCAGAGAGAAUAUUGGAGACCACAGCAAGAAAUUAAGGAUUUUCAAAAAGCAGCAAAACGUGCCUUAUCUGAACAUAGCAGCAAACGUCAAGAAGCCCAAGAUGUUGUGAACAUAGCAAAUAGUAACACUGAGGAGGCUAGGCGUCUGUUUGUUCUUAUUAAUAACAACCUCAAUGAGUUCAAUAAUAAAAAGCUGAAUGUUAAAGAAGAUGGGGAGCUCUCUGUUACGCUGAUAAAAGAAGGAAAAAUCAAAAAAACUGCUGCUGCUGCCUUUGCGAGAGAUAUAUUUAAUUCUACGUCUGAUCUAGAAAUCCACGAGGAUGAACUGAUCUUAUGGAGUACUAAAUUAAGACAACAUGUGGAUGACCUGGUUAUGCAGCUGUCUACUCGAGGAGCUCUUGAACUUGUCUAUAAGACAGAAGAUCAUGCUUCUGAGUUAGAAAAAAUUGUUCAUGCGUUAGAGAGUGGCCUUUUGAAUGUUAGAAAUGUGACUGUGAAUGUGACAAAUUCUGUCAAUGUGUACUCUACCAUCAGAAAUGUAGUUGAGAGUGCAGAGAACCUGGCAAGUGAUGUCACUAAGAUUAUAUAUGAACAUGUGCAAAGAGGGCCCUUGAACAACACUGGGAAAAAUGUCCAUCAGCUUAGCUCCACAGUCUUAACUGAUGCAAAACAUCUCCACAAGAAGUAUGAUGGACUCAGGUCAGGGUUAAAUGAAAUUAACAUAAAAGUGGAAAGACUUAAAGCAAAAGCCAGUGGAAUUGCUAAAAGGUUUAAUGAUUCCCUACUUCAGCUGACUGCAUUGCCCGGAGAUACUAAUGAAAAUAUUUUGGCAAUAAAAAGGCUGGCUCUUUCUGCUAAUUUGACUGCCCUUAAUGGUAUAAGUCAUACUGUCGGUUUUAGUGAGAAGCUGUUGAAUUCUUCAUCUGCAUUGUCUAAAGUUAAUGAGACGUUGCAGAAAACAAAUGAACUUAUAAUUGAUUCAACAAAUGCUGCAGCAUCAGCUGAAAAAAAAGUGAAUGAAGUUGAAAUCCAGGCUGGUCUAUUAUAUGGAAGGCUGAAACCUCUCAAAAUACUGGAGGAGAAUUUAAGCAGAAACAUCUCUGAAAUUAAAGAGCUCAUAAACCAGGCUCGCAAACAGGCAGCUUCUAUUAAAAUUGCAGUAUCUGUGGAAAAAGACUGCAUUCGGGCCUAUCAACCCCAGAUAUUAUCUACUAACUACAAUACAUUAACAUUAAAUGUUAAAACAAUGGAACCUGACAAUCUUUUGUUCUAUCUGGGUAGCAAUGGUAAAACUGAUUUCAUGGCAGUGGAGAUGCGACGUGGCAAGGUGGCCUUCUUGUGGGAUUUGGGUUCUGGGUCAACAAGACUGGAAUAUCCUGAUUUAUCUAUUAACAACAACAAAUGGCAUAGAAUACAUGCUACCAGGUUUGCGAAAACUGGCACUCUGAGUGUAGAGGAGACUAGUUCUCCUCAGAAGCCCAUCAGAAGAAGUGCAACCUCCCCUGGAACAGCCACUGUGCUAGAUGUAAACCCGUCAACCCUAAUGUUCAUUGGUGGACUUGGAGGACAAAUCAAGAAAUCACCAUCAAUUAAAGUAACACAUUUUAAAGGGUGCAUCGGGGAGACAUUCUUGAAUGGCAGGCCAGUGGGACUUUGGAAUUUUAUGGAAAGAGAAGGCAAGUGCACAGGAUGCUUUGGAAGCCCACAGUAUGAAGAUCCUUCAUUUCAUUUUGAUGGCAGUGGAUAUUCAGUAGUAGAGAAAGCACUUCGCUCCACUGUGACUCAGAUAAUUGUAUUUUUCAACACUUUUUCAACUAAUGGGCUCUUAGUAUACCUGGCUUCCAAUGGCACAAAGGAUUUCUUAUCUCUGGAGCUUGUCGAUGGCAGAAUUAAAGUAACCGUUGAUCUUGGUUCAGGUCCCCUUACACUUAAAACUGAAAACCGCUACAAUAAUGGAACAUGGUAUAAACUUUCAUUCAGCCGAAACAAAAAGGAAGGGAUUUUGGCAGUCAUGGAUGCUUACAGCCUCAAUUCUAAAGAAAUCAAGCAAGGCGAAUCCCCUGGUGUAGCCUCUGACCUGAAUCGUUCUGAUAAAGACCCAAUUUACAUUGGAGGGUUACCAAGAUCAAGGACAGUAAGGAAAGGGGUUCAUAGCAGAACCUUUGUGGGAUGCAUGAAGAACUUGGAAAUAUCCCGAUCUACUUUUGACUUGCUUAAAAAUUCGUACGGUGUGAGAAAAGGCUGCAUCCUAGAGCCUAUACGCAGUGCUAAUAUCUUACAUAAUGGUUACAUUGAGUUGCCACCCAAAUCCCUUUUGGUGGAAUCUGAACUUAUGGCUACUUUUGCUACAAAGAACUCCAGUGGGAUCAUUCUUGUGGGGCUUAGCAAAGGUGAAGCAAAACGAAGACGCAGGCAAGUCCAUCUUCCCUUUUUUUCCAUCAUGCUAGUGAAUGGUCACUUGGCUGUGCAGGUUCUUGCUGGUGACCGAGCAAAUGCAAAAAGGGUCACGGUCAAGUCUACUAAUGGAACUUACAGUGAUGGAAAAGAACAUUCUGUUAUCCUUACUCGGAAUAAGAGAAUAAUAAGUGUACAAGUGGAUGAAAGUAAACCUGAAGAAAUUAGACUUGGACUCAUGGCAGAAACCAGACCAAUUAAUAUAUCAAAGCUCUUUAUUGGUGGAAUUCCUGCUGGAGAAAGCAUUUCAGGAUUAAUGAUGAUGGAUUCUUUCUCUGGUUGUAUAGCUAAUGUGAUAUUUAACACAGAGUUUCUGGAUUUCACCGCUGCAAUAAAGUAUGAAGGUGUUGAUAUGGACAGUUGCUUUCUUUCAGAGAAAUCUAAGCCUACUAUUCAACCAGAAGACUUUGAAAUCCGAUCUGAAAUGCAGAUGCUGCCAAGUUCUCUAAAGUCUUUUUCACUGGCUAAGGAAAAAAAGUGUGCAGAAAGUGGAGAGCUGAAGUACGUUUCCAAUGCCCAUCAGUUUGGCGUUACCAGAAACAGUCAUUUAAUGCUACUUUUCAAUCAGUCUACAGUAAGAAAGAAGUUUUCUGUCCAAUUAAGAAUCAGGACCCUUGCUUCUAGUGGUCUAAUAUACUACACAGCUCAUCAGAAGCAAGUUGAUUAUGCAGCCCUUCAACUACAAGAAGGAAAACUCCGUUUUUCAUUCGAUCUUGGAAAAGGGCAGUCAGUAGUUUCUCAUGAAGCAAUGAUCAGUGAUGGACAAUGGCAUACGGUGCAAACAGAUUAUGCAAAGAGGAAAGGUGUAAUCAUAGUUGAUGGGCAGGAAACUGAAGCUGUCAAUGUUUCAGGUGACGGAAGCACCUUGGAUGUGGAUGGGAAAUUUUACUUGGGGGGUCUACCCUUAGGCUACCUCACAAAGAACAUUAGAAAUAUUACUCACAGUAUUCCUGCAUGCAUUGGUGAAGUAACCAUUAAUAGCAAGCAGUUAGAUAGUCUGGUCUCAACCUUUGCUGUGAAUAAAUGCUAUGCUGUGAUCCAGAAAGGAACUUACUUUGAUGGAAGUGGUUUUGCUGCUCUUGUUAGGGAGGGCUACAAAGUCAGAUCUGAAGUUAACAUUACAUUUGAAUUCCGUACGAAUGUUAUGAAUGGAGUUCUUCUUGGAAUCAGUGCUAAAAUAGAUGCUAUUGGGCUGGAGAUAGUAAGUGGAAAGAUUUUAUUCAAUGUCAACAAUGGAGCUGGUAGAAUAAUAGCUUCUUAUGAACCCAAAGGAAUGUCUAAUCUGUGUGAUGGACAGUGGCAUAAAGUGCAGGCUAAGAAAAACAAGCAUCAUAUUGCUCUAAUAGUCGAUGGAAAUGUAGUUCAGAUGGAUAAUCCACAUGUUCAUUCAACCUCUGCAGAUACAAAUAACCCCAUUUAUAUUGGAGGGUAUCCGGCUGACAUAAAACAAAAUUGCUUGUCCACUAAGAAUUCCUUCCAAGGCUGUUUGAGAAACUUUAGGCUGAUUAAAACUCAGCAAGUAGAUUUCUUGGACUUCAGUGAAGCCUUUGACCUGCGUGGAGUUUUUCCACAUUCCUGCCCUGCAGCCUGACUACUAAAUGGGAAGAAAAAUGUUCCAUUUUAAGAGGCUUUGUCUAUCAACUCUUAAUGAAAAAGAAAUGCUUUUAAUGAUGCUGAUUUCAGUGAUUUCCAUCCUAUUUUCCAGCUCAAGAAAAAUAUGUUGAGCUAGAACAACUACACAUUUUUUAAAAUAAAAAAAAUUAACUGCAUAAGCUGAGUCUGUUUUUUAUGGGUGGUGAAAACUUUUUAAAACCAACAUUUACAAUAAUUAAUUACUUGACCUUAAUUACUU
Protobothrops mucrosquamatus (brown spotted pit viper) is the source of this 9255-nucleotide messenger RNA. It is a transcript of the gene LAMA1, whose product is annotated as laminin subunit alpha 1. The record is from RefSeq and is a predicted model, not a curated record. The transcript is spliced from 61 exons. Gene Ontology annotation, molecular function: extracellular matrix structural constituent; signaling receptor binding. Gene Ontology annotation, biological process: camera-type eye development; blood vessel morphogenesis; axon guidance. Lineage: Eukaryota; Metazoa; Chordata; Lepidosauria; Squamata; Viperidae. Gene Ontology annotation, cellular component: basement membrane. Bases 1 to 8994 code for a protein of 2997 amino acids.